AAAGUACUUUUACAAAGUUUGUAGUGAAUUCCGUGGGAAGUUGAAUAUAGUAUAGUGCAGUCCAUGUAAUGCUAAUAUUAUAACCACACCUAUGUAAAAAGACUAUCGUUGCCCACUUUUUCCUACGAAAGUUCUGCAACUCAUUAUCUUCGUCGACGAUGAUGGACCAAGACGAUAUGACGAUUGAAGAGUAUGUGGAUCUGCUGGAAAACCUGGUGUCCGAAUUUGACAUAUGCGAUUCCGGUGGGGAAGAUGUCUUUGACACUGAUGGAGAAGAUUAUUUCUUGCCUGGUCCAAUUCAGCUACCCAUCAUAUGCCCACUUUGUGAGGGACCAACAGCAGAUAUUGGUGAACAUUCCUUGAGCUCGUUGCCAUGCGGCCAUGCGUUUGGAUGGGGAUGCAUCAACGUUUUCAUUGAGCAUGAGAGUAAGUGUUAUCUGUGUAACGCUCAUAGUGUGUUGAGCGACAUUAAGAUCCUCCUAAUCCAUGGCCAAGUGAAGAUCGAGCAGGCGUGAAGCUUGAAGCAUCCUUCUAAGUGUUACUAUAUUAUUAUGGAUUAUUGUGAUGAUGUAUGCCAUUUCGACCUUUAAGGCAUUAUUUUAUGUAAUGUGAACCUAUUACACUAAUUAAUCUCUGUGUUCUAGGCUAAUUUUAAUUUCUAUGUACCUCCACCUUUAAAAACUUUUAGUGGAUCGCUGUAUUAUGUUAUAUUA
Messenger RNA from Salvia miltiorrhiza (redroot sage), 713 nucleotides. RefSeq lists its product as uncharacterized. NCBI's taxonomy places the organism in Eukaryota, Viridiplantae, Streptophyta, Magnoliopsida, Lamiales, Lamiaceae. The transcript is spliced from 4 exons. The record is from RefSeq and is a predicted model, not a curated record. The coding region runs from base 159 to 515 and encodes 118 amino acids.